Pan troglodytes (chimpanzee) is the source of this 2206-nucleotide messenger RNA. It is a transcript of the gene DPP7, whose product is annotated as dipeptidyl peptidase 7. NCBI's taxonomy places the organism in Eukaryota, Metazoa, Chordata, Mammalia, Primates, Hominidae. The transcript is spliced from 12 exons. Gene Ontology annotation, molecular function: dipeptidyl-peptidase activity; serine-type exopeptidase activity. The record is from RefSeq and is a predicted model, not a curated record. Gene Ontology annotation, cellular component: vesicle. Bases 209 to 2104 code for a protein of 631 amino acids. Gene Ontology annotation, biological process: proteolysis.
GCCAAGCCCAGCCCGUUAUCGCUUGGACAAACCCUGGGUUGCUUUCUUCCGGGGGUCAGCACUCUGUUUGGGACCCUCUCCCUCCCUCCCUUAGGGCAGCAGAACGCCCCCACUCUCCCGGCCCUGCCUUUGAGUGGAGCACCUGCCAGGAGCAAGUGCUGGGGAAGCUUGGCGGGCGCAGCAGGGACUCGCCCUAGCGCAGCUCCGGAUGCGGCCGCGCCCGCAGGGCCCCGGACCCCGGCUUCCAGGAGCGCUUCUUCCAGCAGCGUCUGGACCACUUCAACUUCGAGCGCUUCGGCAACAAGACCUUCCCCCAGCGCUUCCUGGUGUCGGGUUCUGGGUCCGGGGCGAGGGGCCCAUCUUCUUCUACACUGGAAACGAGGGCGACGUGUGGGCCUUCGCCAACAACUCGGGCUUCGUCGCGGAGCUGGCGGCCGAGCAGGGGGCUCUACUGGUCUUCGCGGAGCACCGCUACUACGGGAAGUCGCUGCCGUUCGGUGCGCAGUCCACGCAGCGCGGGCACACGGAGCUGCUGACGGUGGAGCAGGCCCUGGCCGACUUCGCAGAGCUGCUCCGCGCCCUACGACGCGACCUCGGGGCCCAGGAUGCCCCCGCCAUCGCCUUCGGUGGAAGUUACGGGGGGAUGCUCAGCGCCUACCUGAGGAUGAAGUAUCCCCACCUGGUGGCGGGGGCGCUGGCGGCCAGCGCGCCCGUUCUAGCUGUGGCAGGCCUCGGCGACUCCAACCAGUUCUUCCGGGACGUCACGGCGGACUUUGAGGGCCAGAGUCCCAAAUGCACCCAGGGUGUGCGGGAAGCGUUCCGACAGAUCAAGGACUUGUUCCUACAGGGAGCCUACGACACGGUCCGCUGGGAGUUCGGCACCUGCCAGCCGCUGUCAGACGAGAAGGACCUGACCCAGCUCUUCAUGUUCGCCCGGAAUGCCUUCACCGUGCUGGCCAUGAUGGACUACCCCUACCCCACUGACUUCCUGGGUCCCCUCCCUGCCAACCCCGUCAAGGUGGGCUGUGAUCGGCUGCUGAGUGAGGCCCAGAGGAUCACGGGGCUGCGAGCACUGGCAGGUGCCCUUCCCCCGGCCCCAGAUGGGCAAGUGUGGAGACCCCAGGCUUGGCUUGGGUCCUGGGUUUGCCUCCUGCCCCAGGGCUGUGGUGGGGUGGACAGCACGACCUUCCCAGAAACCCUGGGGGAGGCAGGGGCCGUCCCUGGGGACCCUCUCAGCACUGGCUGUAGCCAGGCCCAGCUUGGUAGGUGCUGCUCAAGGGGCCCCUGGGGUCCCCAGCAUGGAGGGCAACAGAGGGCAGCAGGCCCCACCCUGCCCCGUGGAGAGUGGGAGGGCCCUCAACAGUCAGGCCCAGGGCUGGCAGCACAGAUACCGCCGACCUCCAAGCAGGUAGCCUGGAGGGCCUUCCUCACUGGGACCUACAGAUCCCAGAGCCCCAGAUCCCCUGCAGGACCAUUCCGAGGGGGGACAGGUUGGUGGCCGGAGCCCGCGGUGUGUCUGUGUGUGGCUGCUGGGCCCCAGCGCCUCUCCUCCCCAGGGCUGGUCUACAACGCCUCGGGCUCCGAGCACUGCUACGACAUCUACCGGCUCUACCACAGCUGUGCUGACCCCACUGGCUGCGGCACCGGCCCCGACGCCAGGGCCUGGGACUACCAGGCCUGCACCGAGAUCAACCUGACCUUCGCCAGCAACAAUGUGACCGAUAUGUUCCCCGACCUGCCCUUCACUGACGAGCUCCGCCAGCGGUACUGCCUGGACACCUGGGGCGUGUGGCCCCGGCCCGACUGGCUGCUGACCAGCUUCUGGGGGGGUGAUCUCAGAGCCGCCAGCAACAUCAUCUUCUCCAACGGGAACCUGGACCCCUGGGCAGGGGGCGGGAUUCGGAGGAACCUGAGUGCCUCAGUCAUCGCCAUCACCAUCCAGGGGGGAGCGCACCACCUCGACCUCAGAGCCUCCCACCCAGAAGAUCCUGCUUCCGUGGUUGAGGCGCGGAAGCUGGAGGCCACCAUCAUCGGCGAGUGGGUAAAGGCAGCCAGGCGUGAGCAGCAGCCAGCUCUGCGUGGGGGGCCCAGACUCAGCCUCUGAGCACAGGACUGGAGGGGUCUCCAGGCUCCUCAUGGAGUGGGGGCUUCACUCAAGCAGCUGGCGGCAGAGGGAAGGGGCUGAAUAAACGCCCGGAGGCCUGGC